CAGCUAUACUACAACACAUUGCUCCAAUCCACCAUGACCCGUGGCACCUGUUCUUGUUGUUAGAGCGUGCACGAUUCCGCUGUGUAGUUGAAAGGGUAGUAAUCUGCUUUGUCAACCGCCAAACUUCGAGGAGUAGACCACGGACUAUAACCUUUCGCUUUGAUAGGAGCACACUCUUGAACACAAUGCAACCACAACCAGAGGGCGGCGACUCCUUGGCGCCCGAUGCCGGCUUUGAGGAUUUCCUGAAGGCCGCCCUGCAAGACAUCCCACCGGACAUCGCAGACCAGCUCAAAACGGGUUUACUUAAGCGCUAUAAUAAGCCGCCUCUGGAGGAAUUGGAGCUGUGCCUUGGCCGGAAUGUCCCCCUGCAGAAGGCGCGUCAGAUCUUGUUCGCUCCGGAGGAAGAGGACAUGCGGCUAUAUCCCGCGCUCAUUGCCAUGCCCCCGCCAGGCGCCCCUGACAACCAUCCACAGCGCAGCGUGCAGGUGUGCGCCCUAGCCUCCCUGUACCUGGUACACAGCCGUAGUUGGGAGCGGGUGCGACCGUUCAUCGAGGCGGGCGGCCUCAGGCAACUGGUGACCGCCCUGUCCCACCCCAACCCCUACCUGGCCUCCCAAGCCAUGUCCGCGCUGCUGCACCUGACGGACGAGGAGGCGGUGUUCCCCUGGCACGACCCGCCGGCAGCUGCGGACGGCAGGGGGCCGCGUGAGGGUCCGUAUGCGCUGGUAUGGAGGCGCAUGUACGACCUAAGCCGCGGCGGCCUGCUGAUCUCGCAGCUGCUGGCGCACCGCCGCACCCCACCCGCCUUCCCUGGGGCCCCCGACAUGGCUCUGCGGCUGCUCGCCUUCUACCUGUCCUGGCUGCGGAAACACUUCACGCAGGAUGGUCGGCUGUCCCUGAGUCAGGGCCUGCUAGACUUGCUGCAGCGCUGGGGUCAGGACCCUGCAGCGGGACAGGAGGAGCGGCAGCUGGCGGAGCAGCUGCAUCGGGACUUCAGCAGGUUCCCGCCUGCCCAGGAGCCACCCGCGGCAGCGCCAACAGCAGGGGCAGCAGCCGGGGAGGACGCCAGCGCUGGAAACCGGGAGCAGCAGCAGACCUACCUGGGGGGGCUCAGCGGCGGCGAGGAGGAUGAUGGCUAUGAGGUGCGGGUGGUUUCAGAGCGCACGGAGGUGAACAGCGGCCCCAGUCGGGACAACGAGGCGGAGGUGCUCAAGGAGCAAGGCAACGCAGCGUUCAGGCGAGGUGACUUCACCUCCGCCAUCCACCUCUACAGCGCCGCUCUGGACGUGCCGGUGCCGGCGGAGGGGCCGCGCAUCCUCAGUGAGGGGCCCCGCCGGGCAGCCUACCACGCCAACCGAGCAGCCGCAUACAUGGGCCGCGCGGCGGCAGCCGGGCAGCUGCUGAGGGAGGGGGAGUCCGACACUGCGGGGCACCUGGAGGGCCUAGAUCUGGGUUCUCAUGACGCUGUCAGCCGGCACUUCCAAGCGGCUAUCAUAGAUUGUGACAUGGCACUCGAUCUGGACCCGGUGGGGGCGGCAGCAGCCAAGACCUGUCUGAGGAAGUGCAGGGCGCUGCGACGACUGGGGCGUGUUGAGGAAGCUGCGGCGGCGGCAAGGGCUGCACUGGCAAAGCACGACAGUAGCGGCGG
This is a messenger RNA of Astrephomene gubernaculifera, 1651 nucleotides long. The record is from the annotation of a GenBank genome assembly. Lineage: Eukaryota; Viridiplantae; Chlorophyta; Chlorophyceae; Chlamydomonadales; Astrephomenaceae.